CAUAAUAUACUUAGUUGCAAAAAAAAAAGAUCCUGAGUUCAUUACAAUCAUUGUUGUUUUCAGAAAAAAAAUGGCAACAAAACUUAGCACCAUUGUUUUCUCCAUUGUUGUGUUACAUCUUCUUCUGUCUGCCCAUGUGCAUCCUAUACGCUUGGAAUCUCCUGCUCCACAACCACAACCACAACCACAACCACCACAGUCGCAACCAUCGCAUCACAAUAGCUCUCAAUACGGCACUACUGAAGGCAGUCUUCAACCCCAAGAGUGUGGGCCAAGGUGUGGAGAUAGAUGCUCGAAUACACAAUACAAGAAGCCAUGUUUAUUCUUCUGCAACAAAUGUUGUACCAAGUGCUUGUGUGUACCUCCAGGUACUUAUGGUAACAAGCAAGUAUGUCCUUGCUACAACAACUGGAAGACUCAGACCGGUGGACCAAAAUGCCCUUAAUAUCUCCUCUUAAUUACUCUGGCACAACCUCCAUGUACUUUGUUAAUCUACCAUUAUAAUUUAUAUAUGUAUUGGACUCUUGCAUAAUCACAUCACUUCUCUGUGAUUAUGCCAAGAAUCAUUUUAGAAGUUUACAGCUUUCAAAUACAUUUACUAGCCGUGAAUCAACUACUUAAGAAUUAAGCUGUUUUUAACUUCA
This is a messenger RNA of Camelina sativa (false flax), 644 nucleotides long. RefSeq lists its product as uncharacterized. NCBI's taxonomy places the organism in Eukaryota, Viridiplantae, Streptophyta, Magnoliopsida, Brassicales, Brassicaceae. The record is from RefSeq and is a predicted model, not a curated record.